Aureococcus anophagefferens is the source of this 723-nucleotide messenger RNA. RefSeq lists its product as hypothetical. The transcript has a single exon. NCBI's taxonomy places the organism in Eukaryota, Pelagophyceae, Pelagomonadales, Pelagomonadaceae. The annotation marks the transcript as partial. Gene Ontology annotation, molecular function: protein serine/threonine phosphatase activity. The record is from RefSeq and is a predicted model, not a curated record. Gene Ontology annotation, biological process: protein dephosphorylation.
GCCUACAUGGCCAUCUUCGACGGCCACGACGGCGACGCCUGCGCGUCCUUCCUCCAGCACGAGCUCCACGGCCACCUCUGCCGCCAGGCCCAGUUCUUCGGCGACGCACGCGCGGCCGUCGCGCGCGCGUUCCGCGAGGCCGACGACGAGGCCUGCGCGCGGCUCCGGGCCGACGACGACGCGUCGGGGUCGACGGCCGUCGUCGCGCUCUUCGACGGCGGGAGCAACAAGCUCCUCGUCGCGCACUGCGGCGACUCGCGCGCGGUGCUCUCCGUGUCGGGGGGCUGCGCCUUACCGCUCACGCAGGACCACCGGCUCACGCGGCCCGACGAGCUCGCGCGCAUCCGCGCCGCCGGGGGGCUCGUCGUCAACCAUCGGCUCAACGGGUCCCUCGCCGUGUCGCGGUCCUUCGGCGACGUGCUCCACAAGGACGCCGCGACGUGCCCGACGCUCACGGCCGCGCCCGAGGUCGCGAUCCGCGCGCUCGACGACGAGGACGAGUUCGUCGUCGUCGGCUGCGACGGCCUCUGGGACACGCUCUCCAUGCAGACCGUGACGAACUUCGUCCGCGCGGAGCUCCAGCGGCACCGCGACCUCCAGCGGGCGGCCAAGGCCCUCACGGAGGAGGCCAUCGCCCGGGGGUCCGUCGACAACGUCUCCGUCAUCAUCGUCGCCCUCCACCAGGGCCCGGGCAGCCCCAAGCACGCGCAGGGGCCCGCGUAA